GGAAUCUUUAUAUUAGAUUACAUUGUCUUACAAUAUUACAAAACCUUACAAUUACCUAAACGAAACUAGCCUAGUCGAUAGAAUCUAAGAAAAGGAACUUUAAUCCAAGUUUUUUUGUUUUGUUUACUGUCAAGCUGAUGAUCCACACUCCAGUCCAGAAGGUGGCUGUAAUGCUAUAAGUUGGCUGCCAGCCGCCAAAAAAGAAAGAAGAAUAAGAACUUCCUGGUCAACAAAAGUCUCUAAAUUUUUAUUAUUAUGGCAUAUGUAUUAGAUUAAUCGUUCAGUUUAGCUGUCUAUAUCAUAUUUGAUUCGAUGUGUUUCUUAGUCCUUUUUUUAAUAAGAUACAGGUUUUCCCUUAUGGUAACGUGGUAAUUGGUUGUUGUUUUUUUGCGCAUGCAUUUUGUCACUUCCGCAAGUUUCCACGCGUUACCAUCCAGCGUUUAUGCAAAAUGUCAUGGAGUACCUGUGUUCUGCGUGUAUUAUUCUGCACAAGACUCGUAGGGGAAUUUCAGCGACACUCUCGGAUUUGCCUCAGUCGAGCAGUAGGUUGGCCCAGCAUUCAGAUAGCAGGGAAGAAACACCAGAUUGAGCUUCCGGUAUUAAACGAAGAAGAUUUGGAAGAACAGUUUGUCCGCGGCUCCGGUCCAGGCGGACAAGCAACUAAUAAAACCAGUAACUGUGUUGUGUUAAAACAUGUGCCAACUGGUGUAGUUGUAAAGUGUCACCAGACAAGGUCGGUGGAGUUAAACAGGAAGCGUGCGCGAGACAUCCUGCAGGAGAAACUCGACGUCGUUUACAAAGGGGAAGAGAGCGAGCUGUUAAAACAGAGGGAAGAAUCCAGGAUAAGAAAACAAGUAAAACGAAGGAAAGUCAAUGAAAAUAUAGAAAAAAAGAGACAGUUUAAAAAAACACUAGCAGCUGACUUGAAGCAUGAAGAGGAGAGUGGGUGAUUCAUAACUUGUGGACAGGUCAAUGGAUGAACAGUGCCAACAGUAAUAUGCUCAUACACUCGCACAAUUCUGUGAUUAGGAUAACUACUGGUAUUUUAUAUCUACCAGUAAUCUGAACUUUAAUAUUAUUCAGUCAAAGUACUGUAGCCAUUACAACUUCCAUAACUGUUAAGUAAAUAUAUUAAAUCAUAAAGGCCACCACAUUGAUAAUUACAGGUUUUAGCAUGUGUGAUAUAUAAUUUUUUUAUUUUAUUUUUUGCAACGGUCAUAAUUCUGUUAACAUUCAGCACAAAUACAAUUUACAGUGUUUGGUUAAUUUGGUGACAUAUGGAAAUGCAUAUAAAAAACAAAGGCUCAACACACACAUGAAUAUAUAGCUGUGGAUAUUUUAUAAGGAUAUAUUUCAUAAGGAUAUAUUUCUUAAAUUAACAAUUUUGGGUUAAGGUAAAUAUAAAUAAUGUGUAAAGUACAUUACUGUAUUUUGCUGAGGCACUUUUGGAGAUAAAGUAUGGUCAUGUAAA
This is a messenger RNA of Clarias gariepinus (North African catfish), 1471 nucleotides long. It is a transcript of the gene mtrfr, whose product is annotated as mitochondrial translation release factor in rescue. Gene Ontology annotation, molecular function: translation release factor activity. Gene Ontology annotation, biological process: translational termination. The record is from RefSeq and is a predicted model, not a curated record. Gene Ontology annotation, cellular component: mitochondrion. Bases 450 to 950 code for a protein of 166 amino acids. The transcript is spliced from 2 exons. NCBI's taxonomy places the organism in Eukaryota, Metazoa, Chordata, Actinopteri, Siluriformes, Clariidae.